AUGCAGGAGAGGCUGCGGCAGCACGUGGCGGAACGGGCAGAGGCCCGAGCGCUCAAGCAGAGACUCCGCGUGCGCGGGCCUCCCGGCAAACGCCCGGGGCUGGCCGAGGGCAUAACAUGGGUCCUGGUUUACAGAACGGACAAGUAUAAGAGACUGAAAGCAGAGGUGGAAAAGCAGAGUAAAAAGUUGGAAAAAAAGAAAGAGACCAUAACAGAAUCAGCAGGUCGACAGCAGAAAAAGAAAAUAGAGCGACAAGAAGAGAAACUGAAGAACAACAAUAGGGACCUGUCAAUGGUUCGCAUGAAGUCCAUGUUUGCAAUUGGCUUUUGUUUCACUGCUCUGAUGGGAAUGUUCAAUUCCAUAUUUGACGGUCGAGUGGUUGCAAAACUCCCUUUCGUGCCCCUUUCCUACAUCCAGGGCUUGUCCCAUCGCAAUCUUCUGGGUGAGGAUUACACAGACUGCUCUUUUAUCUUCCUCUACAUUCUCUGCACCAUGUCGAUUCGGCAGAACAUUCAGAAGCUGCUGGGCCUGGCCCCUUCCCGAGCGGCCACCAAGCAGGCCGGCGGAUUCCUUGGCCCUCCACCUCAGGCUGGGAAGUUCUCCUGAUGCAAAUCGAGUGAUCUGCAGCGUGCCAGCGGAACCCGGAAAACUGUUCUCACUGCAAGAAGCGGAGACUCUGGGGAGGGCUUGGUUGGCUCAGGGCAACUGUGUGUUUCAUCAGGGGCAAAUCCUACAUCCUGCUUGGCGUUACUGGAGAAAUAUGUCAGUAGUUCUUGGUGGGCUGCCUUGCUUCAGGGAAAACUUCAGAAAAGCAGUUCCACUUGAUGAGAAAAUGGCUAAAGAACAGUGACUGAGCCAUACAAGUAGCAUCCAGCUGGAAGACUGCCAUGUGACGUGAAAAUAAAGAAUUGUGCUCGGUUUCUGUGUA
This is a messenger RNA of Varanus komodoensis (Komodo dragon), 928 nucleotides long. It is a transcript of the gene TMCO1, whose product is annotated as transmembrane and coiled-coil domains 1. The transcript is spliced from 8 exons. The record is from RefSeq and is a predicted model, not a curated record. Gene Ontology annotation, cellular component: endoplasmic reticulum membrane; cytoplasm; endoplasmic reticulum. Gene Ontology annotation, biological process: endoplasmic reticulum calcium ion homeostasis. Lineage: Eukaryota; Metazoa; Chordata; Lepidosauria; Squamata; Varanidae. The coding region runs from base 1 to 606 and encodes 201 amino acids. Gene Ontology annotation, molecular function: calcium channel activity.